ACUGGAGCCUUACAGAAAACCGCAGCCAAAUAAUACUAGACCCUACUCAUAGUGUUGUGUUCCUGCCGGUGAGUAAGGUUGCCAGAGCUCAACGAGAGUGCGGAGUGUUAGGGUCGGCAACGCGCAGGAAACUCCCCUGGCGUUGCAGGCGUACAUAAGCUACGGAAACGCUGCAAGCAAGUAUUUAGGUCAAAUUUAGCUUCCAAGAUUUGACACUAACGAAAUAACAUACUCACAGGGCAUUUUAAAUAAAAGCUUAUAAAAAUAGCAAAAUAAAUUGAUAAAUACGUAAAACAACUAUGAGGAAAAUUAUUCAGGAUAUAUUUUACAAGAACAUUAUUUCGGAACGAAUAAAUACACAGACGAGCAAAGUUACAAGUAAAUAAGUAGGUAUAUAAUGUAGGGCUUAACUUGGCACACCCAUUUGCUGGCUGAAUACACUGUUCUUUGAAAUGUAUUUGACAACAUCUACUUGACUGUAUUCUAGCAAAUAAAUGAUUUGAUAUUUGAAAUCGGGACUGAUUUCGGGGCCGGAUAUCAGGAAGUGUGGAUGUAAUUGGCGCUUAACAUGGAAUAUGCACAUCGGUGCGGAUAUCAGACCCGACUUCGGGCCGGAGAAAUAAUAAUUUCCGUUUCACCAAAUAUCAGCACAUCGUUUACAAUAUUUGAAAGUUAAUAUGCAAAACUAUCAAACAUUUAUUGCAAAUAGUUUGUCUCGUAUUUUUUUACAUUUCAAAUAUUGUUAACGAUGUUCCGUGAAACAGAAAACGAUUAUCAGGCCCGACAUCAGGGCUGACUUCGGGGAGUGUGGAUGUAAAGCGCCAAUUACAUCCACACUUUAUCAGGCCUGAAAUCAAACCCGGUUUCGGGCCUGAGAAAUAAUAUUUUUCCGUUUUACCAAAUAUCAGCACAUCGUUUACAAUAUUUGAAAUGUAAAAAAAUGGUUCAUAUGCGAAAAUGUCAUACAUUGAACAUUUUUGGCAAUUAGAAAUGUGACGAUUACACAAGAAAAGUAUGGGUUGCGACCUGCAAGUCGGCACUCCGUUGUCAAAUGUCGAGCGAGCAGCUAUUUUUUACAUAUCAAAUAUUGUUUACGAUGUGCUGAUUUUCCGUAAAACGGAAAAUGAUUAUCAGGCCCGAAAUCGGGAAGGGUAGAUGUAAUUGGCAUUUAAUUGGUGCUUAAAAUCCAAACAAGAAAAAAUAUAUUGCAGAAUAUGAACCAUGUAUGUCUAUGGAACAAAAUAAUAUAAUACUCAAACGAACGAAACGAAAUCAAUUAUCCUAUUUAUGACAAGGCAGUAUGGCUUAGAGCUUUAGCCUGUCCAGAUUGACAAAAAAAACGAAAACAACGAAAUGUCAUAAAUCGAAAUGUCAUUAGUGUCAAUUGAAUUACUGAAAUUGGAAUUUGUUGUAUUUUACUCUUUCUAUUUAAUUAACAUUCUAAACGUAAAAAGAACCGUAUUAGUUGACAAUGGAGUCUUCAGCGCAUGAGAAAGUUAACAUAAAGUCUGAGUCCGUAAGGGACGAUGUCUGCAUGAAAGAUCUGUUGUCGUGUUCAGAUAUUCAUAUAAAGGCCGAGCGUACGUCUGAUGAUGACAUUGAAGUGAAGCCCUCAUUGAAUGAGUCGAUAGAUGUAAGAAACGAAGGCGUGUGUGUUAAAGAGUCUACGUGGUAUGAUGUGUCUGUAACUGUAAAAGAGGAGCCAUCCUGCUCAGACGUAAUUGUAAAAGUCGAGCCUUUAGAUGUGUUUAUGACGGACGAACGUUCAGAGAAUGACUGUCAUUUAGAAAAGACAUCCGUGACUGUAAAAGUAGAACCAUCAAAGUCAGGUGUGGCUGUAAAGGAUUGUGAGAAACUGGAGGGCAUACAAGCGGGGCUGUACACCGAUCAUGCAGUUAAAGAUGAGCUGGUGCGUGGCCCUGAGCUGGUGGAGCAGCAAGUCUGUGCAGCUGAAGGGCAAACAUCACAGGGGGACCAAAACGACACAUACGAGACUUACCGAUGUGACCACUGCAGUUUCACAACGCUCAAAAAGAACGCUCUAGAGAUUCACGCAAGCAAACACAACAGCGAGAACCUCUACCGCUGCGAGCACUGUAACUACACAUCCAAAAAGAGAACCCAUCUCCAAAGUCAUUUAAUAAUGCACACUGACGAAAAGCCAUUCAAAUGUGGUCAAUGUAGUUUUUCUACUAAACGAAAACCUGCCUUAAGAGUCCAUGAAUUGAUACAUUCUGAAGAAAAGCCACUCAAAUGCGACCAAUGCAGUUUUUCUACUAACCGAAAACCUAACUUACGAGCCCAUGAGUUAACACAUUCUGCAGAAAAGCCAUUCAAGUGUGACCAAUGCAGUUAUGCUUGUGUAGGGAAAAGUAAGUUAAAUCGUCAUAAAAAAAUACAUUCAGGUGAAAAACCGUACAAAUGUAGCCAAUGUAGUUAUGCUAGUAUUAAAAAAGACAAUUUACUAUGUCAUGAAAUGAAGCACACUGGUGAGAAGCCUCAUAAGUGUAACUAUUGUAGUUUUGCCACUAUCAGACUGUCUGAUUUAAAAACCCACGAAAGGAAACACACCGGUGAAAAGCCGUAUAAAUGUGGUCAGUGUAGUUAUGCUUGUACACAAAUAAGUAGUUUAAAGUCUCACGAAAGAAUACAUAGUGGAGAAAAACCAUUCAAAUGUACUUAUUGUAGUUUUACUAGCAGACAACAAAGUGAACUACGAAUUCAUAAGAUGAAACAUACUGGUGAAAAGCCAUACAAAUGUGACCUAUGUAGUUGUGCGUAUAGAAAAGUAUGUCAAUUAAAACUCCAUGUAAAAACACAUACAGGAGACAAGCCUUACAAAUGUGGCCACUGUAGCUAUGCUUCUAGCAAAUUAGUAAAUGUACAACGCCAUGAAAUGAAACACAGCGGGGAGAAACCAUACAAGUGUGAUCAGUGUAGUUUUGCCAGUGAAGAGAAAAAUAAGUUAACACUUCACAUUAGAAAACAUACUGGAGAAAAGCCGUUCAAAUGUGGGCAGUGUAGUUACACAGCUGCCCGGAAGAUUUACUUAGUUCAUCAUGAAAAGAUACACACUAAAUAGAAUAUUGUAUUUCUUUAUUUAACAUACUAUAAAUGAAAUAAUAUUUUGUACAUGAUCAUUUCAUAAUUUGAGAUUAAAAUAUUUCUAUGUUUCAUACUUUUUAGA
Cydia pomonella (codling moth) is the source of this 3187-nucleotide messenger RNA. RefSeq names its product zinc finger protein OZF-like. Gene Ontology annotation, cellular component: nucleus. The record is from RefSeq and is a predicted model, not a curated record. Bases 1472 to 3082 code for a protein of 536 amino acids. The transcript has 2 exons. Lineage: Eukaryota; Metazoa; Arthropoda; Insecta; Lepidoptera; Tortricidae.